AUGUCCACAGACGUUGAACCUAUCACUCUGCCAGCUGUCUCACCAGAAGACCCUGCUGAAGUGCCCACUUCUCCCACACCAGCUGUCGCCACCGCCGUCACCCCAAUCAUCAGCAAAACAGCAUUUUGGUGGGAAAAGAAAAAAGCACCAGAGAAGACAGAUGAGUACCUGCUGUCUCGGUUUCGAGGAGACGGCGUGAGAUACAAAGCCAAACUAAUUGGGGUGGAUGAUGUACCAGAAGCCAGAGGGGACAAAAUGUGCCAGGACUCCAUGAUGAAACUCAAGGGCAUGGCUGUAGCUGCACGUUCUCAGGGAAAACACAAACAGAGAAUCUGGGUGAACAUCUCUAUGACAGGCAUGAAAAUCAUUGAUGAGAAAACUGGGGUCAUUGAACAUGAACACGUAGUAAACAAGAUCUCCUUCAUUGCUCGAGACGUCACAGAUAACCGCGCUUUUGGCUAUGUGUGCGGAGCUGAGGGGCAACACCAGUUUUUCGCUAUUAAAACAGCUCAGCAGGCAGAGCCAUUGGUCAUGGAUCUGAAGGAUCUCUUUCAGCUGAUUUUCAACAUGAGGAAGAAGGAAGAAGAGGCUUCUCAGAAGAAUGAAGCCGAUAAAUCAGUAGUUGAGAAUGGUGGUGAUGCUUUGCUGAGUUUGGAUGGCCAAGUGGGCACAGUCAAAACAAUGGAGCAGCUGAAUCUGUUUGGAGAUAUGUCAACUCCACCAGAUAUCCACUCUCCAACGCUGUCCAAUCUAAAACUGAUGGACCCGUCUCCUGUGAUUGACAACUCUAAUUCCCACCUUAAAGGAAAUCUCUUCACAUGUUCUCACCCCACUGAUUCCUGGGACACACCCACUGGAAACACUUUUUCACCCACCUUAGACUUUUUCCCCACACCCAGCCCAGAUCCUUUCAAUGACAACUUCUUUGGAAUAUCGGUCGACCAGUCAGAUCAUUCUCGCUGUGUGGUCUUAUCCAAUCACAGCCCUCAACAAUCAGAUUGUCACUUUAACUGGCCAGUAGGGAAAAGGAGGCUGAAUGGUGACUUUGCUCCCCUCUGUCAGCAAUUUGAAGAGACUUUACUAUUAGGUUUGCAGAACAGUCAGUGGCCACCAGGAGGCGAAAUGGCAAAAAUGAUUGAGAUUUCCGUCAAAGAACAGAAUGGAGAGGUCAACAAAAAUCCCUUUCCUUGUCUUUCGGUUCAGACCACACCCCUUCAUAAUGGAUAUGUCAAAUCCAUCCCCUCUGUACUUGAAACUCCUCCUAAAUAUAAUGGCUUUGAUGAUUCACUGCAUAGCUUUUCCAAAACGGUGCCUCUCUGUAACGGUGUGGCUGAAUCAACCCCCUUCAAGAUCCAAAAUGGCAGUAUGGUUCUCCUCAAACCACCUCCCCAAAGUUCUAAGUAUGGAUGCUCACGGAAAAAAGAAAAGUCACCUGCCAAUGACUUGUUUGGGAGUGACCCUUUUGCGCCACCGGCCUCGAGUGAUGGCACAUCAGCCCAGUCUGACUCAUCAUCCAUCCCAGCGGAUCUGUUCAGUGCUGCCCCCAAUCCUGCCUCUACUGUUAAUGCUUUGGGAUCAAUGUCUCUAGGUCCUCCAUCUGUCACUCAAGCCCCUGGCACCACCUCGUCUCCAUGGGGACAGCCUGCUACAUCCCUGUUCCCACCUUCAGGUGGUGUGCCCCAGAUAACAAUUCCAGGUGCUCAGCCAAAUGCCUUUUCCCAGCCCCCUGCCUUUGGGGGCAUGCCAACCGCCCCAUGGGGGCAACCACAAACAACCUCCCCAUUCAGCGCCCCUGCCGUCACUCAAGCUUGGGGUCGACCGGCCCCGACACCUCCAAUGGGGGCUUGGCCACCCUCAGGUCCAGCGAACAACCCAUUCCAGACAGGCGGGUUCCCUCCUAUGCCUCUGCCAGGAGGCCAGCAGGGUUCAGUGGUCACCAAUCGACCUCCACCUCGUCCCCCAGUAAAAGAUACCCCUGUGGUGAAAAGUGCCUUCACAGCUCUGGACCCCUUAGGGGAGAAGGAGCAGAAGAUUGGCAAGGAUAUGUUUAAAGACUUCCAGUUGGCCAAACCCCCUGCUGCUCCCACCCAAAACAAUGAGCAAGGGACAGCCAAACCAAGCACCAAUGGGAGUGGAGCAUUUGAUCAGUAUUUUUCCAGCAAAGUAGGUAUGGCCCAGGAUGCAGCUGAUCAUGACGACUUCGACAUCAAUCAGUUGUCACCCACCCCAAAUGAGCUUCCUAAACCUGCCCCACGGCAGUCUAACCCCUCUGCAGCACCCAUCCAGACUCCCAGCCUAACCCCUGCCCCAGCUGAAGACCUCCUGGAUGCAGCCUUUUCUUCAAAUCCAGUUUCUGGUUCCACUCAAGCCCCAACCCCUACUCCAGGGUUAGGCAUGGACAUUUUCGAUGACGCCUUUGGGAACAACCCUUUUGGAGCACCGCCCUUCAUCUCGAGCACUCCCUCUACCCAGACUGCUGGCCCUGCGGACGCGUUUGGAGACCUCUUUUGA
This is a messenger RNA of Chanos chanos (milkfish), 2511 nucleotides long. RefSeq names its product DAB adaptor protein 2 (gene dab2). The record is from RefSeq and is a predicted model, not a curated record. Gene Ontology annotation, molecular function: cargo receptor activity; clathrin-cargo adaptor activity. The transcript has 13 exons. Gene Ontology annotation, cellular component: intracellular membrane-bounded organelle; clathrin-coated pit; cytoplasm. The coding region runs from base 1 to 2511 and encodes 836 amino acids. NCBI's taxonomy places the organism in Eukaryota, Metazoa, Chordata, Actinopteri, Gonorynchiformes, Chanidae. Gene Ontology annotation, biological process: positive regulation of epithelial to mesenchymal transition; receptor-mediated endocytosis; positive regulation of endocytosis.